Molecule: messenger RNA, 420 nt
Organism: Diabrotica balteata
Lineage: Eukaryota; Metazoa; Arthropoda; Insecta; Coleoptera; Chrysomelidae
Source: the annotation of a GenBank genome assembly
AUGCAUCUAACUAACACUCCUUCCGGUACUGGAGGCACCACCUCCACUCCAGAGGGAACCACCAGCUUGAUACAGGACACUUACACGAAAAUGACCAGUGAUAUCCUCGCCGAAAGAACAUUAAACGACUUUUUAAGUGAACAUCCCGGAGAACUGAUUCGAACGGGAAGUCCGCUGUUUGUUUGUACUGUUUUACCGCCUCAUUGGAGAUCCAACAAGACUCUUCCUGUGGCAUUCAAAGUGGUCGCUUUGGGGGACAUUGGAGAUGGGACUGUGGUGACUGUGAAAGCCGGUAAUGACGAGAAUUAUUGUGCGGAGUUGAGAAACUGUACGGCUGUUAUGAAGAAUCAAGUUGCGAAGUUUAAUGAUCUUAGGUUUGUGGGAAGAAGUGGACGAGAUUUCCGAGCUUUAGGAAGAUAA